Molecule: messenger RNA, 1970 nt
Organism: Mobula hypostoma (lesser devil ray)
Lineage: Eukaryota; Metazoa; Chordata; Chondrichthyes; Myliobatiformes; Myliobatidae
Gene: bpnt1
Product: bisphosphate nucleotidase 1
Exons: 8
Coding region: 82-1008 (308 amino acids)
Molecular function (GO): 3'(2'),5'-bisphosphate nucleotidase activity
Source: RefSeq, a predicted model, not a curated record
CACGCAUGCGUGCUCUGUAGUUCCCCAAGCGAGAGGUGACUGUUUGGCCAGGACCCCUUAUUUUUCUGCUUUUUGUUGACAAUGUCUACGAACCCGGCAUUUUUAAUGAGGCUGCUGGCUUCGUCCUUCGCAAUCGCCGAGAAAGCGCAGACUAUCAUCCACCAAGUGCUGUCCGGAGGGAACCUGAACAUAGUGGAAAAGACUGGAGCCAAUGACUUACAAACGAAAGCUGACCUGCUGGUGCAGCAGAGCAUCUGUUCAUCACUGGCACGCAAAUUCCCCAAACUAACUAUAAUUGGGGAGGAGGAUUUGCCUUCCCAAGAAACUGAUGAAGAUUUAAUUGAAAGUGGUCAAUCUGAGGAAGUGUUGAAGCACUCCUGUCCAGCUCAGUUCAGUCAUUUCAAGGAAGAAGAUAUAGUGGUUUGGGUCGAUCCUCUUGAUGGUACAAAGGAAUUCACAGAAGGCUUCUUGGAUCAUGUGACUGUUCUGAUUGGAAUUGCUUGUGGAGGGAAAGCAAUAGCUGGUGUGAUCAAUCAGCCAUAUUACAACUAUCAGGCUGGAGGUAAUGCUGUGAUUGGUCGAACGAUUUGGGGUGUUUUAAACCUUGGAGUCUUUGGAAUUGAGAUGAAAGAAGUACCAGAAGGGAAACAUAUUAUUACUACCUCCCGUUCCCACAGCAACAAGCUAGUAAAUGACUGCAUCAGUGCAAUGAAUGUUGAUGAAGUCAUAAGAGUUGGAGGAGCAGGCAACAAGGUUUUACAAAUUAUAGAAGGGAAGGCCUCAGCUUACAUAUUUGCAAGUCCAGGCUGUAAGAAAUGGGACACUUGUGCCCCUGAGGCUAUUCUUCAUGCUGUUUCAGGUAAAAUGACAGACAUUCAUGGGAACUCUUUCCAAUAUCAUAACGACGUACAGCAUGCAAAUACAGCUGGAGUCCUUGCAACAUUGAGGAAUUUUGACUAUUAUGCAAGCCGCGUUCCGGAUUCUGUUAAAAUGGCCCUAAUCCCAUAAUGUUUAAAAAGUGGAAUGUUCUCCACUUUGCACUUUUGCAAAUAUAAUUACUACUGUCUGGGAAUUAAUCUUUUCAUUUUGUAAGGUAACUGAUUUCAGUGUUGCUAUCUGACUGUUCUGUGGUGGGAUUGAGUUUUCAACAGUCAAUUGUUCUAACUCUGUACAAAGUCUUCUUCACCCUUUAACACCUACCUACUGCUCGUUACGAUGCUGGCCUUUCGGGCAACAAUGAAGGUCCUCCAUCUCUGGUGGUUUCAGGGCUACCUUCAUCAUGUCAAAGCUCGGUUUUCGCUACUGUCAGUCAUGCAAGUUCCGGCUGGAGAUUCAGGAAUGCUGUCACAUACAGAUGUAGAAGGAUUCUUCAUUGCUGUUUCCAUAACAGUUUUGUUUGACCAGUCAGGGUUGUUAGCGCUGAACUGAACCCCUGAGCCUGGAGGACCAGUGGACUACUCUUAGUCUGGCUUCUACCCUUUUACCUGUUUAGCAUGGGUGACCCUAUCAAGAGCCAAAGUAUAAAGUCCUGACUCCAGCCAGUAUAGCUCUCCAGGUCAUUCAGGUUGUGGUCACUCAAAGGAAAGGCUAGGUUCUAUCAACAAGCAGAAAUAGUGAACCAAUUUGCCUUCUGUACUGUUAAGUUUUGUAUGGUCCCAUAGUGGAAUAGUGGCUUCUUGUGUCUUAUCUAUCAAUUAAUUUCAUAUGUCUUGAACCAGACACUUGGAUGUACAUGUGCAGAAUAAUUUUAUGCAAUUUUGAAAAUUUAUAUAUCUUAUCUUUCUUUAGGUCUAAUAAAGAUCGCCUUACAAUAAAUUCUGGUUGGAUGUCAGCUGUUAUUUUAUGAGUUUGACUAACUUUGACAACUUCAGUUGAUGUGUGGUGUAGAGCACACUGGCUGGUUGCAUCACAGCCUGGUAUGGAAACUGAAUAGCCUACAAAAAGUUGUGGAUACAACCCAGUCCAUCGCA